Molecule: messenger RNA, 3217 nt
Organism: Doryrhamphus excisus (bluestripe pipefish)
Lineage: Eukaryota; Metazoa; Chordata; Actinopteri; Syngnathiformes; Syngnathidae
Gene: slc7a11
Product: solute carrier family 7 member 11
Biological process (GO): amino acid transmembrane transport
Cellular component (GO): membrane
Molecular function (GO): L-amino acid transmembrane transporter activity
Source: RefSeq, a predicted model, not a curated record
GGCUGAGUGACUCUCCGCUGAUAAAACAUCCAACAUUGUCUUUUCCGAACUGCGUGUGUGUGUGUGUCCUUGGAAAGAUGAAUAGAAGGUCGCAGGAAGUUGACAUGGAUGAAGAUGGACAAGCAAUCCAUCAAAGUCUGUCAAAGUUCCCCACUAACAAAAAGGUGGAACUGGGGAAGAAAGUAACGUUGCUAUCUGGGAUUUCUGUCAUCGCUGGGGUCAUCAUUGGAGCAGGGAUCUUCAUUUCUCCAAAAGGAAUCCUUAAACAUUCAGGCAGUGUUGGAAUGUCUCUCAUUGUGUGGAUCGCUUGUGGUGUGCUUUCACUCUUUGGAGCCUUGUCCUAUGCUGAGCUGGGAACGAGCAUUCACAAAUCUGGGGGGCAUUACACGUAUUUACUGGAGGCUUUUGGCCCACAAGUGGCUUUCAUUAGUCUAUGGGCGGAUCUCACGGCAAUCAGGCCUGCUGGGAUGGCGGUCAUCUCUCUGGCAUUCGGGCAGUACAUCCUGGAGCCUUUCUUCAUGCCCUGUGGUAUUCCACCAAUGGCUGUCAAACUGACCACAGCCGUCGGAAUCACUUCAGUAAUGUACACCAAUAGUAUGAGUGUGACAUGGACAGCCAGGAUUCAAAUCUUCCUUACCAUUUGCAAGCUGCUGGCCCUCAGCGUCAUCAUUUUCCCUGGACUGUACCAUUUUUUCACAGGGGAGACCCAGAACUUUGAGAAUGCCUUUGAACUACACAAUAUGAAGUUGUCUUCUUUGCCUCUGGCCUUCUACUCUGGGAUGUACGCAUACGCUGGAUGGUUCUAUCUCAAUUUUGUUACAGAGGAAAUUGAUAAUCCCGAAAGGACGGUGCCCUUGGCUAUCUGUAUCUCCAUGGCGAUUGUGACGAUCUUCUAUGUGCUGGUUAAUGUGGCGUACUACACCGUAAUGUCAGCUGAUGAACUCCUGGCCUCAGAUGCAGUCGCUGUGACAUUUGCAAAUAAAUUGAUGGGGGAUUUCUCGUUAGCAGUGCCGGUAUUUGUGGCCAUGUCGUGCUACGGAUCCAUGAACGGUUGCCUCUUGGCUCUGUCAAGAACGUUUUUGGUUGCAUCACGUGAAGGGCAACUACCUCACGUUUACUCCAUGAUCCACCUCCGCAGAAACACUCCAAUAGCUGCCGUCCUCAUACUGUAUCCCCUGACCAUCAUCCAGCUGUUUGUGGGCGACAUCUACAGUCUGUUAAACUUCAUGAGCUUCCUGCGGUGGUUAAAGAUUGGUGUGGUCGUGCUCGGUUUAGUCUACCUUCGAUACACCCAACCCGACCUCCCACGCCCCUUUAAGGUACCGAUCUUCAUCCCGGUGGUGUUUGGCCUUACUUGUUUCUUCAUGGUCUUCCUCUCUCUGUACUCGGAACCAGUCACCACUGGAACUGGAUUUGCCAUUUCUCUAACCGGGAUCCCAGCCUACUACAUCUUUGUUCGCUUCAACUGUCGGCCCAAGUGGUUGCAGAGAGCUUUAGAUUGGAUCAACAGAACCAUACAGAUUCUCCUGGAGGUGGUUCCUGCCGACCAAUGACUCUUGACUCAGAUACUACGAGGAAUGUAUAUUAGAGCCUGAUUGAUAUGGAUUUUUUGGCCGAUGUGAUAUUAGGGAAUAAUAUAUAUUAUAUUAGGGGAAUUUAAAAAAAAUUAUGUUGGAAUUUUUUAUAUCGGCUGAUUAAAAUUUUACAUUUUUCAAUUUUUUAAAAAAGAAAAUAGCUGCUUUUGAUGGCUUGGAACACAUGUUACACAGAUAUAAAAAUAGCAAAAAAUUGUAAUUACAAAAAAAAUUUAAUCAGAAAUUGUAUGGAACAAGCAGCAUAUGAAUAAUUUGGACAUUUAAUAAAUCAUUCAAUCAUUCAAAGUCUACAUGAAUUAAUACAUUUACUUUCACAUGCCCCCUCACUAUUAUUAUGGCAUUAAUCAGCCAAAACGGCCAUUAAAUUAAUCUCAUUAAUAGGCGUGCCAAUUAAUUGGUGGGUCUUUUCUAAAAAAAAAAAAAAAAAAAUAGCAUAUAAAAUAAAAUAAUCCCUCAUUUAUUGUGGUUAAUUGGUUCCAGACCUGACUGUGAUAAAUUGAAUAGAGCAUAGAAAACCGGUUUACAGGCUUCUAAAUAUGAUUUUCAACAUUCAUAGAGCUUUUUUUUUAUAUAAAAUAACAAAACUAUAGCUACAUUUACACUCCUAUUACCCAAUAUCAUAAACAUAAUAAGAGAAAAUGAGCCAUUUAAGAUAUAAAUAUUCAUGCUGGUGCAUAUCGGGGUUCAGAGUUGUUAGGAAUUAUUGUGAGGUAAUUCAAACCUGCUUGUUGUUCUGGUGCUUGUGUGUCUCACUGAACAUUCCAGUAAUAUUACUGACACCUAGUGACCAGUGUAGAGUAACACAUACCGUAUCAUGUCUUUGAAUGCGUCUUCUGAAUGUCUUAUAUUUGUAUUUUAGUUCAUUUUGAUAUUUUUAUGAUUGGAAAUGAUUCAUUUCGGCAACAGAAAUUAUCUUAAAAUAUGCAUAUUUUUGUGCUAAUAAUUAGCAGUAUUCAACCACGAAACAAAUAUAUUACAUUUUUCAAAAACGGUCAUAAAAGUGAAGCUGUGGAAUUCAAAGCGCUGUACCUAAGUGUUAACAUCAGCACCAUUUUUUGGUCGUUUAUUCAUUUUUUAAUACUACUUAAUUACCUAAUUACUGAUUAUUACCCAUUGACUAUAAUGGGCCAAUUAAAUCGGGCGGGUAGUUUAAAUCAGUCGGGUCCUACUGCACAUACUGAUAUAAAUGUCACGUCAGAUUAGAAGUAUUUUAAUAAUGAAUAAUUGCUAUGCAACAGCAGAAGGGACAGCAACUAAGCUAACCAAGAAAAAGAUAAACAAUGAAGCAACAAAGAAAAAGAGCAACACCUGAAAUAAAUAGGGAACAAAAUUAAAAGCAGCUGCGUGAAACAAGUGAAGUGUGAGUGAACGUAAAGGAGCAACAAAGGAAAUGCCUACAAAAUAAGGGCACGAAAACCGGAAGUAGGGAAUACAAGGAAACUAAACGAGCUGUCAAGGAGGCUAACUCCCACAUCGUGACAAUAAAUGCAAAAAAGGAAAUAAUUAACCAUAUUGCACCUACUUAUACAAUAUUUAUAUGAAAAACAAAAUACUUUAAUCGACUAAUGUUUGUUCUUUUCAUUCAUUCAUUCAUUUUCAUCCGUUCCAGAAGGUCUGACUUG